GUAUCAUGGACACAAUGAUAGUAGAGGUAGAAGUCAACUCACAAUGAAGAUAAACACACAUUCCUUCAUAGGAUGCCCAGCAACUUUAGCAAACAUUCAACAAUUUUCAACAUCAUUCAUGAUUACCAAUUCCCCCUUUCAUUACAUGAAAGAUGCCCCCCUACUUUUACAAUAACCACUCUCCAUCCAACAUAUAUGCUCAUGCUUAAGAUGAAGAGAGCACAACAGCUACUACCUCUGCUUUUUGUAUGGCUUUCUUUUGCUGCACUUCUGCACUAUUAUAGCCUCCUUACCACUGCUCAACCAAUACAUUCAGCCAAUUUCAAGAGCAGCCAUCCAAACAACAAGCUCGGGAACACAAAUGGAUACUUUCGUGCUGCUUCAGGGAAAGAGAUGAAGAUCCAUAAGAAACCAUCUGGACCGAAUCCGAUUGGAAAUCAACACCCACCAUCAAGGCCUUGAAGUGAUAGAUGAGCUUGUUUAUGGACAAAAUGUGUUUGUUAGAGGUUUGAAAUAUGUACUAGAUAGAACAACUUCAUCUCUGGGGUAUUGUAUCUGCAAAAAAAAUUAAAAAAAUUGGAAUAAAUUUCAAGGUUCACUUUACAUUGGCCUUCAACA
Messenger RNA from Ipomoea nil (Japanese morning glory), 618 nucleotides. RefSeq lists its product as uncharacterized. Lineage: Eukaryota; Viridiplantae; Streptophyta; Magnoliopsida; Solanales; Convolvulaceae. The coding region runs from base 73 to 462 and encodes 129 amino acids. The record is from RefSeq and is a predicted model, not a curated record. The transcript has 3 exons.